GCCCAGUCGCUCCCCUGUUCAAACGCUCUGAACCCUCGAGUCUCUCUGCCCUCGACCACCACCCAACGGAGUCGACGUCUGUACAUGCGUGCAAACAGUCUGGUCUACCAACAAGACAAUGUCGUCUCCGUUCAAACCCCAGCCCGAGGCUGUCGCGGACAGAGUGCUCAGGAGGGCUGAAAUUCGCAAGAUGGCCAGGAGGUUGCAAAACCGACUUGCCCUUGCGCAAUUCAAGACGAAGCAUAACCUUGUAAACGAGACACUGGACACUAUCGAGCCCAAAUUCGAGCACGAGAUGCGCCGCAGACGGCUGCAGGACCGAGAUAUCCUGUCCGACUCGUCCUCGAGCGCCUCCGAUCUCCCAUACUCGGCGAGGGCACUCAUGAGUUCUCCGCUCAAAGCGCCGCUGUUUUCCGACGCCAUUGGGUCCAGCAACGGCAGCACUGGCCACAGGAAACGCACUUAUAUGGCCUCGUUCGAUGAUACGUUUUCGAGCCCGAGCAAGCGAUUCCGCCAGUCCCCCACGGCACACAGGUCCUUCUCAGGCCACCACUACCAGCAGCAGCACCAAUUUACUCAAUCCUCACCGAUAAAACCGAGAAGGCAACAGCAUUUUACGACUUCAACUGGCCCAGAUCUGUCGUUCUACUCGGGUUCUCGGCAAAUCAGUGACGUCCUCACACCGACGAACUACGCGGCCAACUCCGACGACGAAGACGAUUUACCGACGCAUUCCUUCCACACCAGCCAUAUCCGGGUGUCGCCGCCCCGCACGCCCCCUAUGCGGAGCCGCAGCUUAGCCAAGAAGCCGAAGGAGCGGCCGCCCGUCCAGGAGACAAAGUCAGGCGAGGAGGGCGCCGAUCUGCUGCUAUAUCUUGCCGCAUCGCCCUCGCCGGCGAAUCCACCGAAGAUCAGGAUGGAUCCUCCGUCGACGCCGCCCCCGAAGAACAACAAGCUGGCGCUGCCAUCGUCCAUGAUGACGACUCCGGGCGGCGGUAACCCCUACCCGGCGACGCCCGGGCUCGGCUUCGACUUCGCCGAGUUCCUUCACAUGACGCCCAGCCCGGCACAAAAGCCCUGGAAAACGCCUGCCACUCAUACAGGCGGCAAGACGCCGCGGAGCGCGGCGAGAAGACGGCUCACGUUCGACGACACGCCCUCCUGAGGGGGGUAACGACGACUGCCAAUCUCGACUCUUCUUCUACCCCGACUCUCCACGUCCAGCGCCCACCCUCCUUUGAUCUCAUAUUUCCCUACUGUUUCAGCACGACUUACCCGCCACUGCUGCCUUUCGGCAUCCCCUGCUUCCAAGACUCGGCUGUCACAUUCUAUUUUAUCUCUU
Molecule: messenger RNA, 1342 nt
Organism: Thermothielavioides terrestris NRRL 8126
Lineage: Eukaryota; Fungi; Ascomycota; Sordariomycetes; Sordariales; Chaetomiaceae
Exons: 2
Coding region: 119-1165 (348 amino acids)
Source: RefSeq, a predicted model, not a curated record